Molecule: messenger RNA, 1131 nt
Organism: Necator americanus (New World hookworm)
Lineage: Eukaryota; Metazoa; Nematoda; Chromadorea; Rhabditida; Ancylostomatidae
Exons: 5
Coding region: 1-1131 (376 amino acids)
Molecular function (GO): structural constituent of cuticle
Source: RefSeq, a predicted model, not a curated record
AUGAAUAAACGUUUUAUUUUAUUUUUUCUAGGCGGUCAAGUGUUGCCAAUUUGGAAUUAUGAAAAACCCAGACCUAAGAAAACCUGUCCCGACUAUGUACCUGUGGGACGAGGAACAACUGCAGCGCCGCAAGAUUUGCUCGGUGAUUUGUUCCUAGAAGAGAAAGUCGAUGACCAAACACUUAUUGUUACGUCGUCUACUCUCGAUGAAGUUCUAGAAACGAUGAGCAGCGAAAAGGAGCUCGAGAUCGAGGCUAACUCUCUCCGUAGAGUCGCCUUUUUUGGCGUUGCCAUCUCCACGAUGGCGACCCUCGUUUGCGUCAUCUCGGUCCCAAUGCUCUACAACUACAUGCAGCACAUGCAGUCGGUUAUGCAAAGUGAGGUUGACUUCUGUAAAUCUCGCUCCGGAAACAUCUGGCGAGAGGUUACCCGAACACAGGUGCUAGCCAAGGUCUCCGGAGGAGCCCUCAGAAGCCGUCGUCAGGCUGGAUACACCUCUGCUGGAGUUGAAGGAAGCUUCGACUCAGCCCCUGCUGGAGGUUGCUGUGGUUGCGGAGUUUCUCCUGCUGGACCCCCUGGAGCCCCAGGACCCAACGGAGAAGAUGGAGCAGAUGGUCAGCCUGGAGCACCUGGUAAGGACGGACCCGACGGACCUCCAGCCACCCCCGCUCCUCCUCACGACUUCUGCUUUGACUGCCCCGAUGGCCCCGUCGGACCUCCAGGAAACCCAGGACCAAAGGGACCCCCAGGAAACCCAGGAGCCGAUGGACAGCCUGGAGCCCCCGGACAAGCUGGAACCCCAGGACCCCAAGGACCCCCUGGACCUCCUGGAAACGAUGGACAGCCAGGAAACCCAGGAGCACCAGGAGCUCCCGGACAACUCCACGAGGUUCCCGGACCCAACGGACCCCCUGGACCUCCCGGACCACAAGGACCCCCUGGACCCGAUGGACAGCCUGGAUCAGAUGGACAACCCGGACAGCCUGGACCCCAGGGACCUCCUGGAGACAAUGGAGCUGCUGGAGCUCCUGGACAGCCUGGAGCAAACGGAGAGAAUGGACCCGAUGGAGAGACUGGACCAGCUGGAGGAUGCGACCACUGCCCUCCACCUCGUACCGCUCCCGGAUAUUAA